AUUGCUCAAUUCCGUAUUUGAAAAUCCAUCAGUGCUCUUAAUAGCUUUCGAAGCAAGUGAAGAUAUUUAAAUAAAGAGUAAUAACAAAAAGGAAGAAAACAAAGAAACCCCAAAGAAAAGUCUAGAAAAGUGCCUGAAACCAAAUGUGUUUGCCCUGAAGUUAAAUCCCUUAAAAUCCCCUUCGCCGGCUUUAAUUCCCCCAAAGCCCCUAUUUCACCUGUUCCCACCUUUAAUCGACACAAUAAUUCCUUAACAAAAACAAGCACAUGAGUUGGAUUAAUAGGAGUCAACUGGAAUAGGCCGAAGCACCCCGGAGCACAGCUGCAAAUAUUAUGGAAAAGGCGAAGGCAUAUAUCAAAAAUGAACUUCGCGGUGGCAGCCAGCAAUCCGAGCCAGCAACCACGCCCACACCGACCUCGCCGGCCUCGUUGCCCGGAACUCUCCCAGCGUCCAAGCAGCCCUUUCCGCCCGUGGAGCUGAUGCCCUCACCCGGAGCAGCCGCCCAUCGGAGCAGCCGGACACCUGGCGAGCAGUAUCAGCACCUGGGUUAUCAGCCGCAUCCCGCACAGCAUUACUAUCCGGGAGGAAAGUCGACGGGCAGGGCCUCAGCACCACCCGAUAAUCAUCAUGUGCCCAUGAACAUUUGCUUUGUGUGCGGAGGACAUGGUGGCUAUGAGCCGCAACCUUUGAGGAUUCGCCACAAUGCGGAGCGUCCUGCUGAGUCAUAUUUCCCCUUUCUGGAGCGCCACGAGCCCCCCAAUGGGGUGGCAGGAGUGUCAGCCGGCCAGGAGUAUGUGUGGGCCUGUAUGCUCUGCUUUCGUUCCCUCAACGAGCAAUGGGAUGCCUACGAGCGACAGAAGAAACCGCUGCUGCAGCGCAUCUACCAUAUGAAGCGGGUGGAUGGAAAGGGCUAUAUAGGUGCCGAUGUGGCCACGCAAAGCGAGUAUGCCGCCCAGGUUUUGGGCUUGAGUGCCGAGCAUCUCACCCAGAAUGGUCUGGUCGAAGGGCAUGGAGAUCCCUACGCCCUGGCACGGCACUACUCGCCGCAGCAGCAGCAGCAGUCACACCAUCACCACCAACACAGUACCUCAAGGAAUGCCUCACCCUCGCCAAAUCCCAGUGGUGGGGAUUUUUAUCCCAGGAAUUCGACGCCGUCGAGCAACCACAACAGAUACCUGAGCAGGCCACAAUCUCGGGAUAUGCCUGUGGCCUCGCCCAACUCCCGGCCGCCCAGCGAACCGCCGGCCACGAAAUCCGCCGGCUAUGCUCAGCAGAAGUUCAAGCUGAGCUCGGCACCGCCGCCGCCGCCUGGUUAUCAGGGACAGGCGCAGUAUCAUCCCGCCCAGUAUCAGCAGCUGCAGCAGCAGACGGCUGCCUAUCAUUUGCUGCAGCAGGUGAAUCCUGCUUCUGGCGGAGCAGGAGCAGAGUCGGCCCACUACAAGGGUAGUCCGUACAGUGCGUUGCCCUCACCUGGACCCCCUGCACCGUCCACACUUGAAGAUGACAAUGCCACCGUGCUGGAUUUACGAAACUCCUCCAGUUCCAGCGCCCCGCCGGCACCUCGUCUCGGCAGCAGCAGCAGUUCGUCGGUCUCGCAGCCAAGUCAACCGCAAUCGGAAGUGGGAAUCCUGGACCUAUCCAUGCCGGACAAGAACUCCAUCACCGAGGUGUGCUACGUGUGCGGCGAUGAGCAGCGCCGAGGCAGCCUCAUAGAGCUGAGUACGGUGAAGCCAAGGGAGACCGGAAGACCGGGACAGUCGGUGCCGUAUUUUCCCCUCUUCAACGAACAGCAUCCGAGGCCAGCGCGCUCCCGACCAAAGGAUCCCCGCGGCAUGAUCCAGGCCUGUCUGCCCUGCUACGAGGACCUCAUGCAUCAGUGGAAUGCCCACCAGGCAUCCCAUAAACCGGAAUCGGAGCGAUCUUAUCAGCUGCGAAAACGCUCGACGCCCGUGGCCGAAAGAACCACUUUCGUUUGCUACACCUGUGGAACGGACACGCCCUCGUCGCAACUUCGCCUUGUCUACUGCUGCCCAAAUGCCGAAAGGGAACCCUACUAUCCAUUCAUUAAGACAAUGAAAGUCUACAAAAACGCUAGUCCAAUUAGCCCUCAAGGCAUGGUUCAGGUCUGUUCCACCUGCAAUGAGAAGCACACCGGCUUGGCGGAGGGUGGUCCACCUCCAGCUACCUCCAGCAUUCACUCGGCAGCGGGUGGAGGUUCUCCCAGUGCUGGUCACUCCCUGGAAUCCAACUCGGCCAUGUAUAGUGCUAGUGGAGCGAUAGCAGGAAAUAGUGGGGCCCAAUUCGGAGGUCGUAAUUCGCCAUCCGAGAAAUCCCUGGCCAAUUCGGACUCCACGAGUAAUGUGCGGUUUAGGCCCUACGAGACGAACUCGAACAAUUCCAACUCAAACACGGCACGCGACCUCAAGCAGAUUCGUCGCAGCGACUCGCGUCCCAAUUCGCCGAGUUCCAGCCAAGGAGCCAUCGAGAAUGGGCAUGGACAGUAUCCUUGCUCCAUUUGCAAAGUGCUGUGCCCGUCAAACAAAAUGGAUUGGCUGUCCACCAGUGCCGAGCACAUGAACUCCCAUGCCAUGCACUUUCCCUGUCUCAAGGCCAAUGCCGUAACCAGCAAUAAUAAUAAUAGUAAUACCAAUAAUAACAACAACAAUAACAUCAACAACAACAACGAACUAAACAGCAAUCGCGUGCUGGCCUGCAAGGACUGCAAGGAUUACUUGGCCAGCCAGUGGGAGUCGAUGGAUGCGGAUCGAGUUCCCCUUGAGCACAGAAGAUACAACAUUCCCUCGCCCAUGCUGACCGCCAGCUCACCAAACGGAUCUCGGCACGGCGCCAUGAGCAUCAACACUCCGCCCUCCACGCCAUCCAUUUCAUCAUCGACGCCUGCCAGCACAUCCAUCUAUUGCUAUCUCUGCGGCCUGCACUCGGACUUGACGUUAGCCAGGGUUCUCUAUGCCAGUAAAGAGGGCUCGCGUCCGUAUUUCCCACUGUUGCUCAAACACAACUCGUUACCUAAUGCCGAGCAGCUAAGAAAUAAUUCGGCCUUGGUGUGCACCUUUUGUUACCAUUCCAUGUUGAAUCAGUGGCGCAAGUAUGAGGCGCAAAGUCCCAGCGUGAAUCCAGUGGAUCGCAAGUACAAUUGGCACGAUUACAACUGUCACCUGUGCGGAAUUACAACAUACCGGAAGAGAGUACGGGCGCUACCCGUCAACGAGUUUCCCUUUGUGAAGCACCAGAAGAGCGAUGAUGGUCUGCUGUUAGAGAACGGAGAAUACGCGGUCGUCUGUCUGGACUGCUACGAGAGUUUGAGACAACAAGCCUCACAGCACGAUCGCUUUGGGGUGCCCAUUUCCAGGCGGGCCUACAACUGGGUGCCACAACCACCUCCGCCGGAGGAUAGUCCCGAAUCCGCAGUGGCCCGCUUGCCCUGUGGCGAGCGCUCCGAUCGCAUUCACAUCAACAAUGCCAUGAGGCCCGUGCCAGGGAAGAAGACCACAUCGCCGAAGCAGUACGACAAGUCAAAAGAAGUGCCGCCGAAGGCUGGUCAAAAGCGUCCGGCCACCAGUCCAGCACCGCACAUUCCCGUGCCGCACCACCUGCAGACGCCUCCCGGCGGCGGAGGUGGCGGCUUGCCGGGCUCAUCGGUGGCCAACAGCCCGGUUCCCUCGUCCGCCGGCGGCAACGCCAUGCUGAACCACGCCCUGCCCAGCAACCACAUCGGCACUCCGUCGCCGCAGCAGCAGCAUCACCAACAGCAGCAGCAACAGCAACACCAACAGCAGCAGCAGCAGCAACACCAGGCUCAACAGCAGGCGGUGGCGGCUGCAGUGCAGCAACAGCUGGCCGCCGGAGUGGGUUUGCCACCGGGGGCCAUUGGUGCCGCCUCGGCCAGUAGCCGUGGCUCCUUUGCCGCCGCCCUGCGAACGCUGGCCAAGCAGGCGGACAUCAAGGAGGAGGAUGUGCCCACCUCGGGGGCAGGAGGACCACCACCUCCGUCGUCGUCGGGUCCGGGACCUCUUAACUCGGUGGCGGGACGCGUGGGCUCGGAGCGACCUGGCGAGGAUCGAGUGGCGAGCAGCAAGAAGCGUUCACCACCAUCGCCGCAGCCGCCGGAGAAGAUCGCCCGACUGAGUCACACUCCGCAGACGGCCUCGCUGCAACCGGAACUCUUGGCCAGGAGCGGAUUCCAGCCAUACAGAUCGGACGAGCGACUGAUGCAUCCGGCGGGCGCCUUUCCCCUGGAGGCCUACUCGCACUUUGCGGGGCUGCCGGGAAUUCCGCCAGCAGCCUUUCUAAAUCCCGCUGGUCUGCCGUACACGGAGCAGCUCUACCUGGAGCACCGAUACCAACUGUUCCGCGCCGCCGGCGCCCAUCCCUCGCAUCCGCAUGCGGCCGCCUUGUAUCCGCAGAUGGCCUCGCCCUACUCCCACCUGUACUCGAUGAUGCCCGGCGCCGCGUUGGGCAUAUCGCCGGCUAUGCACGACCGGAUGAAGCUGGAGGAGGAGCACCGGGCGCGGAUAGCGCGGGAGGAGGAGCGCGAGCGGGAAAUGCAGCGUGAGAAGGAGCGGGAGCUGCGGGAGCAGCGUGAAAAGGAGCAAAGGGAGAAGGAGCAGCGGGAGAAGGAGCAGCGUGAGCGGGAGCGGGAGCAACGCGAGAAGGAGCAGCGGGAAAAGGAGGCACGCGAGCGGAAACUCCGCGACGAGGAGCGCGAGAGGGAGCGGGAACGGCAGCAGCUGCUGAAUGCCUCGCACCACUACUCCAAUCAGUUGUACUCGCCCCUGAACCGCAAUCUGCUGGGCUCCAUGAUUCCACAUCUGAAUAUGAGCUUGCGCGGACCUCCGGGAGCCCUGCAUGGUCUGCCCGGAAUGUCGCACUACCACGCAGCGGCGGCGAAUGCCCAGCGACAGAGUCCCCACGGAGCCAUGGGUCUUAAUUUGGGCAUGGCCGGGCUGCCGGGAGUUCCUCAACUGGGCGGCCACGGGCCCAAUCUACAGCAUCACCUGCAGCAGGCGGCCAUGGGGCUGGCUCAUCCCGGUGCUGCUGGGCUCACGCAUCCCGGCUUCUCGGCCGCUGCCCUCGGGCUGAGUGCCCAUCCGCACAGUCUGAACCUCAGCCAUCCGCACAUGUCGCCGCACCAUCCCGCCUCGCUGGCCCACCAGUUGCCACCGCACACCUCGUCAGCCGGCGGAGGCGGAGGCCUGAGCAACUCCAUUCCCGUGACGGCCAGCUCCAGUUUGUCCGCAUCCUCACCGCACUCGCAUAGCAGCUUGAACCUAACGGCCGCCGUGAAGCUGAGCGCCGAUCAGGUGCCCACCUCGAUGCCCAGCGGUGUCACCACCACCACCUCCAGCUCGCACAUUCCCAGCAUGGGUUCCUACUACCACCACGGCCAUUUGGCGGCCAUGCAUGCGGCUGCGGCGGCGGCCAGCGGAAUGACUCCGACGGCAGCCCACCAGCAGCAGCCGUUGUCGCUGCCCAGUUCGCCGAAGAUUACGCCCCCCAUCACCCCAUCUGCCUCGGCGAACGGAGGAAGAGCAGGCGGUAGCCCACAUGCCAUGCGGCAUCAUAUUGCCGCUGCGGUGGCGGCGGCAGCCCAGCAAUCAGCGCUGAUUGACAAGGCAGCCACGCCGGUGACCCAUGAGCCGGCCACCUUGGAUUUGACCGGAUCAAAUUCGAACUCCAGCAACCAGGCGCCAUCCAACGCAAGCAGUGGUCAGCCGGCGAAUCACGAAGUGAAUGGAGCCGAAUCCAAUGGAGCAUCGCAGGCGGAUAGCAAGGAACAAAGCAAAGAGGAUCCCCUUAAGAGUUCUCCGCCUCCGGUGGCGCUGGAAAAGAAGCCAUCGACGCCAAAUGCCGCCAUGGAGAAACCCAUCCAUCCGGACAGCUCACCGGAGAACUCCUCGCGGCGCAGUGCCAGUCCGCAGUCGGAGACCAACAACUCGCUACCGGCGGCCAGUGCCACUGCAGCCGCAACAGGUAAAUGCCAAGAGGAGACCCCAAAGAUUCUAGACUCGGACAAGACAGACAUCGUAGCGGAGGAGGAGAAGCAGCAAGCCAGGCUAUCGCCGGCACCAGCUCCUCCGAAGACAGCGGUCGCCUCACCGGACACCGUGUCCACCUCCGGCGGGGUGACCUCCACCACCAGUGGCACCACCCCGCCGCCGGUGGUCAGCAGCAGCACCAGCGGUGCCGGCAAGGCGCCGCUCCUGACCAGCGACGAGGUGUCCACCAGUGCCGAGCCCACCAGAUGAUGAUCCCCUGGCGGGAGUGGGUCGGGCUUAGGUUUAAGUUUAAUGAAAAGUCGCCUCGGAUCGGAACUAGUUAACAUCUACCUUCAGUAACAUUUAACUAUGCGAUAAUCUAGUUGUUAGUCACGCAUCUUUAUCUUUAUUUAUACAAGAAUUUGUAAUGUAUUGCCAGCGCCGCUUAGAUCCAAUUCUAAAUGUUUUAAUCCUUAGUUAUUAUUAUUAUUUCCCUAUUUAAAUGUAUACUUUUAGAAAUGGCCUAAAUAAAUAAUUUUUGUUUACAAUUA
Molecule: messenger RNA, 6547 nt
Organism: Drosophila takahashii
Lineage: Eukaryota; Metazoa; Arthropoda; Insecta; Diptera; Drosophilidae
Gene: px
Product: plexus
Source: RefSeq, a predicted model, not a curated record